GUGUGCAGGAGAACGUGCCGGGGGAUACUAAACCGGCUCAAUGCUAAAGUUUACCGAUCCAUCGGAGAAGAAGACAGAGAGGGAGAGAGAUAGAGAUUGAAGAUCAAUGACUUCGAGGUACUGGGUUGUAUCUCUUCCAGUGAAGGACUCUGCUUCUUCGUUAUGGAAUCGAUUACAGGAGCAGAUCUCCAAGCAUUCCUUUGAUACUCCAGUUUAUCGGUUUAACAUUCCUAAUCUUCGUGUUGGAACCUUAGAUUCUCUACUCGGCCUUGGUGAUGAUCUGCUUAAGUCGAACACCUUUGUGGAAGGAGUUUCACAAAAGAUCAGGAGACAGAUCGAAGAAUUGGAGAGGACUUCUGGUGUGGAGAGCAACGCUCUUACAGUUGAUGGAGUUCCUGUUGAUUCUUAUCUCACCAGGUUUGUGUGGGAUGAAGCUAAGUACCCAACAAUGUCACCCCUAAAGGAGGUUGUGGACAAUAUUCAGUCUCAGGUUGCAAAGAUUGAGGAUGAUCUCAAGGUUCGUGUUGCUGAAUAUAAUAAUAUCCGCGGUCAACUCAAUGCCAUUAACCGAAAGCAAAGUGGAAGCUUAGCUGUUCGUGACCUCUCAGACUUGGUUAAGCCAGAAGAUAUUGUCGCAUCAGAACAUCUUGUGACUCUCCUCGCAGUUGUUCCCAAGUAUUCCCAAAAAGAAUGGAAAGAAAAUUAUGAGACAUUUACCGAAUAUGUGGUUCCUAGGUCCUCAAAGCAUUUGUUUGAGGAUAAUGAGUAUGCUCUUUACACCGUUGUUCUCUUUACGCGUGUCGCAGAUAAUUUCAGGACUACUGCUCGUGAGAAAGGAUUCCAAGUCCGUGAUUUUGAACAUAGCGUUGAAGCACAAGAGACUCGUAAACAAGAGCUAGAAAAAUUGGGUCAGGAUCAAGAAAGUUUGAGAAGCUCUCUUUUGCAGUGGUGCUACACCAGUUAUGGAGAGGUUUUCAGCUCCUGGAUGCAUUUCUGUGCUGUGCGUAUAUUUGCUGAGAGUAUUAUGAGAUAUGGUUUACCUCCGGCAUUCUUGGCAUGUGUCUUAUCUCCGGCUGUGAAAAGUGAAAAGAAAGUACGCUCCAUUCUUGAACGCAUGUGUGAUUCGACCAACAGUUUAUACUGGAAAAGCGAGGAGGAUGGAGCAGCCAUGGCUGGUUUAGCCGGUGACUCAGAGACACAUCCUUAUGUCUCCUUCACUAUCAACCUUGCUUAAACUUGAUGAGAGAUGCUUUUGAUGCCUUUCCUCGUCUCUGUCAUCAUCUGUUAAUUUGUUUGUGUUCUAUAGAUUUUACAUUUAUUUUUCGUAAUAUAUUUUGAGUUUCAAAAUAAGGUGGCACUCGAGAGAAGAUGUUGCUGUAAUUUUAUUUGGCCGGAGUCCUUUAGAUUCCGGCGAGUUUCAGACACAUGUGGAAGACAAACGGCUAUACGCCUUCUUGUCAUUUUGUGAACUGGUUGAUUUAUUUAUAUCACUCUGUUCCGUAUUUGUCUC
This is a messenger RNA of Capsella rubella, 1510 nucleotides long. RefSeq names its product V-type proton ATPase subunit C. Lineage: Eukaryota; Viridiplantae; Streptophyta; Magnoliopsida; Brassicales; Brassicaceae. Gene Ontology annotation, cellular component: vacuolar proton-transporting V-type ATPase, V1 domain. Gene Ontology annotation, molecular function: proton-transporting ATPase activity, rotational mechanism. The record is from RefSeq and is a predicted model, not a curated record. The transcript is spliced from 12 exons. The coding region runs from base 107 to 1234 and encodes 375 amino acids. Gene Ontology annotation, biological process: proton transmembrane transport.